CUUCGUAGCGACAGUUGACAAGAAGCAAUCGUGAGCGAAACUUCUGAGCGAAAGCUUGAAAAAGUUACAAGCGAAUUUACGUUUGAAGUUAAUAUUUUGAAGAAAAAACAAGAUCCAAGAAAAGAUGUCUCUGGUACCGUUGUUGUUCUCCGACUGGUGGGAAGAUUUGGACCGCCCUCAUCGACUUCUGGAUCAACAUUUCGGUACGGGCCUUUAUCCUGAACAAUUAUUAACACCGAGCAUUCUGGAACAAUACGUCGUACCGAGGAGUGAACGCAAGUUCAGAAGCCCGCUGCAAUAUUUCCGUCCUUGGGGCGAACUUCUUCGCAAAGUUGAGGGUGGAGGCACUUCAACGGUGAAAGCUGACAAGGACAAGUUCCAGGUGAUCCUGGAUGUUCAACAAUUUAAACCUGAAGAGAUCAAUGUCAAAGUCGUCGACAAAUGCGUCGUUGUCGAGGCGAAACAUGAAGAGAAGCAGGACGAGCACGGGUGGAUCUCACGGCAAUUUGUGAGAAAAUAUAUGAUUCCUGAGCAGUGCGAUAUCGACCAGGUCACCUCGAGCUUGUCAUCGGAUGGUGUGCUGAGCAUCACCGCUCCAAGGAAGGAUCAACCUGAGAUCCAGAACGAGAAAACUAUCAAGAUCGAGCAUACUGGCAAGCCAGCUCUUCGUGAAAAGGGUGAAAAGAAGGAAUCCAAAGAGGAUGAAAAAAAAGAAGAAAAGGCUGGAAAAUAAGACGUUUCUUUUCAAAGCUUUAAAGUAAUAUGCUAUUCAUAAUAUCGUAUUUCUUCACAAUUACUGUUUAAUUUCUUCAUAUGUCCUUUCCAUUGUGUGAUAUAUAUGUAUAUGUUCCUUAUUGUAAUGAUCCAAGACUUUUUUUAAAUAAAUAAGUUCGCUAUGUCAAAA
Cephus cinctus (wheat stem sawfly) is the source of this 904-nucleotide messenger RNA. Its product is annotated as protein lethal(2)essential for life. The coding region runs from base 125 to 733 and encodes 202 amino acids. The record is from RefSeq and is a predicted model, not a curated record. Gene Ontology annotation, biological process: response to heat; protein refolding. The transcript has a single exon. Gene Ontology annotation, molecular function: protein folding chaperone. NCBI's taxonomy places the organism in Eukaryota, Metazoa, Arthropoda, Insecta, Hymenoptera, Cephidae.